ACCACGCGUCUCGUGUCAUCAGACCGGAUGUUUUAUUUUUUGUUCCUCCACUGAUUGUAACCUUAUACGCUCAUAAAUAUAGAUCGUAGACGUUAUCUUUAAACCGAAUUUUGGACUGACAUCUCACAAUGUCCUUCAGUUACAAUGUAAAACAUUAGCAAGCCGUUCAUUCAACUAAACAGCCGAAUGAAAUCGACCGGUUAAGCAUCUACCAAUAGCAACAAGUACUUGUUUAGUGCUCGUGUUGACUGCAUAGAGUGCACCAUGGGUGCUGAACAGAGCGGAGAUGCUGAACACAAGCACUCAGACUUCAGCGCUUCAGUCGUACCCUCUCCAGCCAAGCACAGAGCCAAAAUGGACGACAUAGUAGUUGUUGCUCAAGGAACUCAGUCAUUACGGAAUAUCCAUAACGAUCCAGAUGUAAUAAAACUACAGGAAAUUCCCACCUUUCAGCCUCUUUUGAAAGGUGUACUCAGUGGACAAACCACUCCGAGCACUAUCUGUUUAGAAAAGCUGGAUUCGGCUCAGGUGCUGCAGCUGUGUGUCCGAUAUCAGGAUCAUCUCCACCAGUGUGCAGAAGCUGUCGCCUUUGACCAGAACGCUCUGGUCAAGAGGAUCAAGGAGAUGGAUCUGUCGGUGGAGGCAUUAUUCAGCAUCAUGCAGGAAAGGCAAAAGCGUUACGCCAAAUACGCCGAGCAGAUCCAGAAGGUCAAUGAGAUGUCGAUGAUUCUGAGACGCAUUCAGAUGGGCAUCGACCAGACGAUACCACUGAUGGAGCGCCUCAACAACCUGCUGCCCGAGAGCGAGCGCCUGGAGCCCUUCAGCAUGAAACCUGACGGAGAAAUCAAAUAGAGUCUGACAAAACUUGUUCAAUUGUUCAUAGUACUAAUUGACUUUCGCUUUAUAGGGACCUACCUCAGGUCGUGUCUGGUUGUUGCCUAAAGAACGUCUCACUUUGCACUCUGAAAGGCUUUUUGUGUGCCUCGAUCAGGUGAUAUCUGGCAUAAAACAAGUUACAUGGUACAAAAUAGAAAGCUAUAAUACCAAAAUGGUAUAGGCAUGUGUAUAUAUUUGCUUAAAGGACUUGAUUGAGCCGUUUUAAAAGGCAAGAUAAUUCUGCCUCUGAAAUUGUUAUUUAAUGACAUGUCAUUCAUGCAUAUGAUGCUUUUGCACUUAAGAGGCUUUCUGUGUCAUUAAAGUUGUUGGCAUUAAAUCGUUUAUACAUACACUGUCUGAGAACUAUAGGAGAACAGUAUAGUAGAAAUGCUAUUCAGUGCUAAGUCAGUGAUGAUUAUAUUAGAAAUGAUUCAUACAAUGGUUCGUACAAAAAUGAAAAUGUAAUUAAAAUAUACUGACCCUAAGAAUAUUCGAGAUGUAGAUGAUUUUGUUUCUUCAUCAAAAGAUUUGGAGAAAUUUAGUAUUACUUGCACACCAAUGGAUCCUCUGAUUGGGUGCAAACAGAUUAUUAAAACAUGAGAAGUCUACAAGUAAUCCACAUGAUUUUAAUUAGUCUAUUGAUUAUUGUCUCGUAACGAGCAACAAACUGCAUGUUUGUAAUAAAAAAAUCUAUACUUGAAGAUGGAAAAAAUUAAAGAAAAAAAAUGUAAUUAAUUACUCACCCUCGUGUUGUUACAUACCUGUAAGAGCUUAAUUUCUCUUCAGAAUAGAAAUUAAAAUAUUUUUGAUGAAA
Molecule: messenger RNA, 1690 nt
Organism: Puntigrus tetrazona (Sumatra barb)
Lineage: Eukaryota; Metazoa; Chordata; Actinopteri; Cypriniformes; Cyprinidae
Gene: borcs5
Product: BLOC-1 related complex subunit 5
Exons: 5
Coding region: 265-852 (195 amino acids)
Biological process (GO): organelle transport along microtubule; lysosome localization; positive regulation of anterograde synaptic vesicle transport
Cellular component (GO): BORC complex; cytoplasmic side of lysosomal membrane; synaptic vesicle membrane
Source: RefSeq, a predicted model, not a curated record